Molecule: messenger RNA, 940 nt
Organism: Benincasa hispida (wax gourd)
Lineage: Eukaryota; Viridiplantae; Streptophyta; Magnoliopsida; Cucurbitales; Cucurbitaceae
Gene: PNSL3
Product: PsbQ-like 1
Biological process (GO): photosynthesis; photosynthetic electron transport chain
Cellular component (GO): photosystem II oxygen evolving complex; chloroplast; extrinsic component of membrane
Molecular function (GO): calcium ion binding
Source: RefSeq, a predicted model, not a curated record
GAAACGGAUAACUGAAAUUAGAAGCUCUUCUUCUUUCUGUUGCCAAUUCUCCUCCCUUCUCUCUUCUAAGUCUUUCCAUCAAAUGGCUCGUCUUGCAAAUUUAAACCAGAAGUUCACCGCCAUUCCCAACCUCCCAAAGCUUCAAAACACUCGUAAGAGACUCAAAAUUACUGGGUUUCUCAAGAAACAAACAGAUGUCUCUUCUCAUCAAAUCUCGUUGACAAGAAGAUUGGCUUUAACCAGCCUUGUCUCUGUUGCUCUGUUUGGCAACGCAUCCCUCGAGAUCGCUUCCGCUAAUGAGUACUGGCUCGACGGCCCUUUGCCCGUGCCUUCUGUUUACAACAACAUUGCGAACGAGAAAACAGGGACUCGGUCGUUUCUGAAGACGGGGAUAUACAUAGCUAACAUAGGAACAGAAGGAAGAAAAUACAGAUUGAAAAAGUAUGCAUUUGAUCUUCUAGCUAUGGCAGAUUUGAUUGGAAAAGAUACUUUGAAUUACGUCAGGAAGUAUCUGCGACUCAAAUCAACCUUUAUGUACUACGAUUUUGACAAUGUUAUCUCGGCCACAGAGGAAGGUGCGAAGCAGCCUCUCAUUGAUUUAGCAAACAGAUUAUUCGACAACUUCGAAAAGCUUGAAGAUGCAGCAAAGCAAAAGAAUCUGAGUGAAACUGAAGCCUACUAUCAACAGACAACACCAUUACUUCAAGAAGUCAUGGAUAGAAUGGCAUAAGUUUGAGCAAGUUUAUUGAACAGAAGAUUUUGAACGAUCUGCCUGCUUUUCCAUCAUUCUUAUGUCGUUCUUGUUCAUAAUUUGUUGCCAUUUUUCAUCUGUAUUUCAGUGCAGCUUAGUGAUGCGAAAUCCAGAAAAAACGGUGCAGUGAAUUUCACAAAUUAUAGUUCAUUUGGAUUUUAUCAACGAAGACGAAAUUGAUCGGGCAAA